This is a messenger RNA of Capsicum annuum, 810 nucleotides long. RefSeq lists its product as uncharacterized. The transcript has 2 exons. NCBI's taxonomy places the organism in Eukaryota, Viridiplantae, Streptophyta, Magnoliopsida, Solanales, Solanaceae. Gene Ontology annotation, molecular function: nucleic acid binding; zinc ion binding. Bases 1 to 810 code for a protein of 269 amino acids. The record is from RefSeq and is a predicted model, not a curated record.
AUGCAGGCUUAUUUGGAGGCCUGCAAUUUGUGGCAGGCUAUCGAGGAAGACUAUGAAGUGCUUCCUUUGCCAGAAAAUCCAACCAUGGCUCAGAUUAAAGUUCAUAAGGAGAGGAGAACAACAAAGUCCAAAGCUAAAUCAUGUCUCUUUGCUGCAGUUUCUACCACCAUUUUCAGUAGAAGAAUGAAGGAAUUUGAAACCAUUAAGGACUAUUCUGACAGGUUGCUUCUGAUUACAAAUAAGGUAAGGCCGAUACUUGGAACUGAACUUAAUGACAAUAGAAUAGUUCAAAAGAUUCUUGUAACCUUACCUGAAAGAUAUGAGGCAACUAUUGCUUCAUUGGAAAAUACUAAAGAUCUGUCAAAGCUUAUCUUGGCAGAGUUAUUGAGUGCUCUGCAGGCACAAGAACAACGAAGGAUGAUGAGGCAAGAGGGAUCCAUCGAGGGAGCCCUGCAAGCAAAGUUGCAGUUUGGUUCAGGUACUGCUAAGGGUAAUAAAGGAAAAGAAAAGAAAGAAAGUUAUGGAAACUACGAAGGUACAUCUGCAAAAAAUGCUAUCACCACCGGUAACAACAAAAAAGGCAAAUAUCCUCCUUGUCAACAUUGUGGGAGGAGAAAUCAUCCACACUUCAAGUGUUGGAGAAAGCCUGGUAUGAAGUGCCGAAAGUGUCAAAAGCUUGGUCAUGCCGAGAUUAUUUGCAAAGAGAAGGGUUUACAACAACAAAAUGAAGUACAAAUUGCAGAUGAAGAACGAGAAGAGCAAUUGUUCGUGGCUACCUAUUACGCAAGCAAAAGUUCAAGUGAAAGCUAA